AUGGCAAGUGCGAACAGGGCGGUAGCGUUGCUCAGGGCGGGGGGCAGGGAGUGGUGGGAGGGGGAGAGGGUGAGAGCGCGAGGGGUCGACGUGCUGGACCAGGAGACGCUAGAACGAGCCUUUCCUUCUUCAUGGCAGUCCCAGGAAGUGGAAGGUACGCUGAUCGGACAGACGAACCCUCGCAAGUUCGUGAUUCGGUGGGACAGCCUGUCGGAGAGCAAGGACGUUGAGUACGGAGCGCAGCACAAGGUGUUCAGGGCAUCAGAUGGCAGGACGGAGAGGAAGAGGAAGAGAGACGUCGAAAUUCCAAGAGUGCAACAGGAAGCGAACGCGUCCGAAUCUCAACAGGGUGAAGCACAGGAAGGGGGACCCAGCAGGUACAGAUGGGAAGCCUGGCAGGAUGGAGACGAAUCGGAGGAAGCUGUCGAUCCAUACGCAGACUAUGACGGGCAUGCGCGACUGGCUCACCCUCCAGGCCAUGACACCGAUGGUGCACGUGGGCCGUUGUGGUAUUUCCGUCACAUGGUCCCAACAAGCUUGACGGACCUGAUGAUUGAGGGAACCAACAGGAAGUUUAGCCCGACGGUGGAGAAGUUGGACAAGGAGGAGCUUGAUGAGUUCAUGGUGAUUGUCUUGUUCAUGGCGUUUGAGCCAUGCGAGAAGGUCGCAGAUUACUGGAACAACAGCCCUGACUGCCUCCAUUGCGACCGACAGAUGCUGGCAAGGUUCGGAAUGACGAGGAAGCGGUGGUUCGAGAUCAAGAGCGCGCUUUCCUUCUGGUCGAGGGAGAGAGCAUCGGAAGACAGACCUGACCCCUGGCACAAGAUGAGAAGGAUGGUGAAGUGUUUCAACAUUCACAUGCAUCAGGCGCUAUCGCCCGGAGACUGCCUGGUGCUCCGGGAGCAGAGUGUCAAGUGGGAUUUCUGCGAGAACCUGUCGUUUCCUCAGGCUUCAAGGAAGGAAGAAGACCUGAAGCAGGUUGGAAUCUUGUUGAGGAGCUUGCAGGACAGCGAGACUGGGAUGGUGGUAAGAUUGGAGAUCAACGAGGGGCAGGAAGCCAUGAAGGCGAAGAAAUUCACUCAUGAGGCGCCCACCGAGCACUCGAGCUGUGCUUUGAGGUUGUGCGAGAAGUACUUUGGGUCGAAGAGGAUCGUGAUCGGCAAUGGCCCGUUUGCAUGCACAGGGACUGCACUCGCCCUGACCAGGUUCGGGCUGCAGUUCAUGGGGAUGAUGGAGAGGUGCGAUGAAUAUUACCCUAAAGGAGAGCUUGAGAGGAGUUUGGCGGGCAGCAGAGCAGCGGCCGACAAGACUUUGACGUGCAAGGUUGAGGGAGGCCGAGAACUCUUCGCCAUUGGCUGGAGGGAGAUGCUGGGAGAAAGGGGUGGCAACUUGCCGCUGCGUUUCUUCCUGUCCACCAGGAUCCCCGGAGCUCGCAGCGACGUCGAAGUCACAAGACAGUACAUGAAUGAAGCGGGGAUACUCAAGGUGAAGCAAUUUGAGGUCAAGGCUCCUGAUGUUGUCAGGAGGUGUCUUGACGUCAACAAGUCGUCAGCUGCCUUCGACGACUGUCUGUCCACGGGCUUGCGCAACGGCACGCUCUGGCCUACCGACAACUUCCACAUCUUGGUGUUUCAGUACAUGCUCAGUCUCAUCACAGUUAACGCGUACUUGGCGUACAAGAAGUUCGAGCUCAGCGACGUUGGAGGCAGCAAAGAGAUCAGCUUCAAAAUGUUCCUUGGCCGCCUUGUCAAGGAAUUUUCCUCAAGCCACGGUCCACAGGAGGAGGAGGACGCUGUCAGCGCAACCAGAGCUGGGGAGAGGCAGUCGAGCCAGCACGAGCUGAGCCACACCCCGAGCUCCUGCUCGUCUCUGCCCUCCGAAGCCUACAAGAAGGGAAGGUGCAAGGAGCUGACCAAGAAGGGGACGACCUGUCAGUGCAUUGCGCGAUACUUUUGCCCCAUGUGCUCCGACUUCACCAACCCCGACAAGCCCAAGAUCUUCUUCCUCUGCGGUAUGAAGUCAGGUCGAGACUGCAGCAUGAAUCACGUCGUACGGAUGAGCCGAUUGCUUUAA
Messenger RNA from Guillardia theta CCMP2712, 2073 nucleotides. RefSeq lists its product as hypothetical. The coding region runs from base 1 to 2073 and encodes 690 amino acids. The record is from RefSeq and is a predicted model, not a curated record. The transcript has a single exon. NCBI's taxonomy places the organism in Eukaryota, Cryptophyceae, Pyrenomonadales, Geminigeraceae.